AUCCAGCCGAUGCAACACCCUUUGACCUUUAUCACUGGUGCUAUAACAGCUUAGUUUUUUCAGCAUGUCUUCUGGUUAACAAAGUUUGGUGAUGGAAUUUUAAGCCUUGCAAUGCCCUGGAAUAACAGAGAACAACAACAUCAACAACAAAAAAUAGCCUGUUGUGUUUAGUUCUUAAGAGAGGAUAUUUUGACCAGAGAACAUGAGCAAUGAAGUUUUUCUGUGAAUGAUGGUGGAGUGAAAUCAGAGUUCCAAAUGUACAUCUACCUGACUGAUAAGACAAGAAGUACUGUGAGCCUCUCACACAAAUCAUGGAUAGAUCUACUAAGCAACAGAUAGUCAACUUAGAUCGUCAGUGAAAUGGAGCUUUGUAAUGAGUACUCUAUGGAGUCCUUCUGAGCUCUCUUUUCAUCCUGGUUGAUGAAGGUCUAAAACAGACUUUGACAUGAGCACAUGGAUGCGACAAGUUGGGCAGGUGAGUGCUCCAGGUGAGCAAACAGAGGCAGCAAUGGCAAACUCUCCACUCCCUCCAGUCAGACCUCCAAGCAGACAAGUACCAUCAUCAUCCAUGACUAAAGGUCAUCUCCCACCCCUGAGAGAGUCAAGCAAGCAAUCACCAGCUUCAUUAUCAUCUAUGGCAUCUGCUCCCCUCCCACCAUUAAGAGCUCCAGACAAGGAAGCUUCUUCCUCCUUUUCCUCCUCCUUCUCGACCACAAAGGUUUUUCUUCCUCCAUUGAAUGUUUUAGACAAGAAAGAAGCAGUAACAAUCAAACCUCCUUUUCUCCCUCCAAUGAGUUCUUUCAUCGAACAUGCAGAAUCAACAGCAUCAGCAGCAAACUUUUCUUUUCAGAGCCCUCUUGAUAGAGCCCAAGCAGCAAAGAACAAAGGCAACAAGUAUUUUAAAGCAGGAAAAUAUGAGCAAGCCAUUCAGUGCUACACAGAGGCCAUCAGUUUAUGCCCCCCUGAGAAAAACAUUGACCUUUCUACUUUCUACCAGAACAGAGCUGCUGCACAUGAACAACUGCAAAAAUGGAAAGAAGUGGCACAAGAUUGCACAAAGGCAGUUGAGCUUAAUCCUAAAUAUGUGAAAGCUCUCUUCAGACGUGCAAAGGCGUAUGAGAAACUAGAUAAUAAGAAGGAAUGUUUAGAAGAUGUCACUGCAGUCUGUAUUUUAGAAGGUUUUCAAAACCAGCAAAGCAUGUUGUUAGCUGAUAAAGUUCUUAAACUCCUUGGAAAAGAAAAGGCCAAAGAGAAAUAUAAGAACCGUGAACCUUUGAUGCCCUCUCCACAGUUCAUCAAAUCUUACUUCAGCUCUUUCACAGAUGACAUUAUCUCCCAACCUCUGCUUAAGGGUGAGAAAUCUGAUGAAGAUAAGGACAAGGAGGGGGAGGCUUCAGAAGUUAAAGAAAAAUCUGGAUAUUUAAAGGCAAAGCAGUAUAUGGAAGAAGAAAACUAUGAUAAAAUCAUCAGCGAGAGCACAAAAGAAAUUGACGUUAAAGGCAAAUAUAUGGCAGAAGCUUUGCUGCUGCGAGCCACUUUCUAUCUGCUUAUUGGCAAUGCAAAUGCUGCCAGACCUGAUCUAGAUCAGGUCAUUAGUAUGGAAGAUGCUAAUGUAAAGCUCCGUGCUAAUGCCCUGAUCAAACGAGGUAGUAUGUAUAUGCAGCAGCAACAGCCUAUGCUGUCCACUCAAGAUUUUAACAUGGCUGCUGAUAUUGAUCCUCAGAAUGCAGAUGUUUACCACCACAGAGGACAGCUGAAAAUCCUUCUUGACCAAGUUGAAGAGGCUGUGGAAGACUUUGAUGAAUGUAUUCGAUUACGACCAGAUUCUGCCUUGGCACAAGCACAGAAAUGUUUUGCAUUGUAUCGCCAAGCCUAUACUGGAAAUAAUCCGUUACAAGUUCAGGCAGCCAUGAAAGGCUUUGAGGAUGUCAUUAAAAUAUUUCCAAGGUGUGCUGAAGGUUAUGCGCUCUAUGCUCAGGCAUUAACAGAUCAGCAGCAAUUUGGUAAGGCAGAUGAAAUGUACGAUAAGUGUAUUGACCUUGAGCCAGACAAUGCUACUACGUAUGUUCAUAAAGGUUUACUUCAACUUCAGUGGAAGCAGGAUCUAGACAAAGGCUUGGAGCUCAUAAGCAAGGCCAUUGAAAUCGAUAACAAAUGUGAUUUUGCAUAUGAAACUAUGGGAACGAUUGAAGUGCAAAGAGGCAAUCUGGAUAAAGCCAUUGAAAUGUUCAACAAAGCUAUUAACCUGGCCAAAUCUGAAAUGGAGAUGGCCCACCUCUACUCACUCUGUGAUGCUGCUUAUGCCCAGACAGAAGUUGCAAAGAAAUAUGGACUGAAACCGCCAACAUUGUAAAGAAACAAGGAGGGGGGAGGGAGAGAAUGACCUUUUAAAGUAAAGUUGCCCACUUCAACCUAGCCUUGAAGACACUGUUGCAAACGAUGUUGAAUGGUGGAACUUAGUUUUUUCCCGUUCGUGGUGUUGUCAUUUGUUACAUCUAUUAAAUGUUUAGGUGUUGUGGGAGUGGCUGUUGAAGGAAGUAUGCUGUGCUGUGACUUGUUCCCUAUGCAGGAAACCUUACCAGCUGUUAAGGGAAAUAAAACAAAGUUGCAAGGGAACAAAGUAUAUUUUGGCCAUGCAAAUAAAAACUUUAAUUUUUGGGUGUU
This is a messenger RNA of Mauremys reevesii (Reeves's turtle), 2664 nucleotides long. RefSeq names its product translocase of outer mitochondrial membrane 70 (gene TOMM70). The record is from RefSeq and is a predicted model, not a curated record. Lineage: Eukaryota; Metazoa; Chordata; Testudines; Geoemydidae. Gene Ontology annotation, molecular function: protein binding. Bases 446 to 2353 code for a protein of 635 amino acids. The transcript is spliced from 15 exons.